AUGGAUGCCAUCACAGAACUCCUCCGCGCCAGAGCUCUCACAGAUCACAAAGCGCGUAUUCCCAUCGACAGGCUAGUUGCCGAACACCGCACGCACUUGGUGCGCGCCAUCAGCAUUGUGCUGUCUACCGAGCUCGCCCUGUUCACAUACGCUCUGUUCACAUACGCUCAGAUCAUCGACGGCCUUCCCACCGGAGAGGUCGCAUGGGACGUGAGAAGCCCUCUCCUACAAGGGGAGCAUCCGCUGGCAACUGAGCACGAAGAACUCUGCCCCGGAGCAAUGGAAAAAGCACGCGAGGUCUGCCCGAAGUGGGAUACGGAGAUGCUUAGGUUCAGCCUCCAGGUGCUCAAUGCAUAUCAAGAAGCGGCUCCCGGCAGCAAGCUGUUCGCAACCCGUCUCAUUGAGAUGGUAGCCGUCGCAAUCCACGAGUUCGGUGUGGCCGACGUUGUGGGCUAUUGGGCAAAGAACCGGAUUCUCGGCGGCGUCGUUGUCUUUGAGUGUCGGGCAGAGGAAUGCGACGGCCACAACUCCAAUUACAGUAACCCAGACCCACCAAAUAUCUACCUCUCUCCCUCCCGAGCCAAAGUCACAGUAAGGGUUACGCAGCUCCGCGAUGAGCAGCAGCAGAAACUGGUCGACUUUUUGCUGCUCGAAGAUGCAAGCAAGGCGGCUGAAUCAAGCCCGCUGCCCAUUCUUGUGGACAAGAAGAAUCUCAAACGGUUCAAGCUGGAGUCAUCCAUCGGCAAAUAUGGGAUAUUUCGAGAUAUAGAGGAGCGAAAGCCACUGGACCGGGAGGCCCUCAGGUAUCUCAACAGGCGGCCAGGCUCCGAGCUUGACGAUCCUUGGGCCUUUGGCCUUAUGGUCAUUACCAACAUUGUGUCGGGGAACCCGUUGCCGGCAGGCAUGAAAAGGCGCCUGGAGGAUGAAGAGCCAGGGCUCGCGGAGGUUUAUAAGAAGGUAAAGUUGGAGGUCGAGUCGAGGGACGAUAGCGAAACACAGGAUGGAAAAGGGAAGGAAAAGGACGACGCCGGGAAGGGGCUGGAUGGUAAAGAAGAGGAAGGCGGCUCACGACAUAAGGUUACUAAGGUGGUCCAAUCGGAUGAGAAGAACACAAAGCGCAAGAUAGCAACUAAGCGCGCGAAAAAACGGAAAAGCGAAGACGGAGUGGAGAUUAAAAGUGUAGAUAAGUUCUUAAAAAGCAUGCUGGGCUCCUCUGAACAACCAGAUACGUGGGACCUAUAG
Podospora bellae-mahoneyi is the source of this 1242-nucleotide messenger RNA. RefSeq lists its product as uncharacterized. The record is from RefSeq and is a predicted model, not a curated record. NCBI's taxonomy places the organism in Eukaryota, Fungi, Ascomycota, Sordariomycetes, Sordariales, Podosporaceae. The coding region runs from base 1 to 1242 and encodes 413 amino acids. The transcript is spliced from 2 exons.